GUUAACUGUAGCAUUUGUGCAGGCAUGGCUGCAACAGAAGAUAUGACAGUAACUACCUGGAUGUAUGAUAAUUAUGAUUACGAUGAAGUCUACCAAGAUGAAAUGUGCAAUACGACAGGUCUCCUACACUUUGGAAAGAUCUCCAGUCCCCUCUUCCUCUCCAUGGUGGUGGUCCUCAGUCUGCUGGGCAACACCCUGGUCAUGGUGAUUUUGCUCAAGUACGAGAACGUCAAAUCCCUCACCAACGCCUUCAUCUUAAACCUGGCAGUGUCAGACCUCCUCUUCACCGCAGAGUUGCCCUUCUGGGCCUACUACCAUAUGUUCGGAUGGACUUUAGGGGAGCGAGCGUGCAAAUUGGUGAGCUUCGUGUUCGACGUGGGCUUCUACAGCAGCGGCCUGCUCCUCAUCGUCAUGACAGCCCAGCGUUACAUGGCUGUACUCAACCCUCUCUCCUGCCUGGUGUCUGCGGCAGGCUCCUACAGUCUAGUAGCUUCUGUGUUCAUCUGGAUCCUCAGCAUCCUGGUGGCCAGCCCAGCUUUCAUCUUCUCCAAGGUCAUACAACAAGAUGGACUGGGCCAUUGUGAAUACGAGGAUUCCUACGCCAACCUUUGGAGAAUCUACCAGCAAAACCUUCUUUUUAUCCUCAUCUCUGGCGUCUUCAUCUUUUGCUAUUCUCAGAUCCUGUGCCGACUGCUGCGUCCUUCCUCCCAAAGACGCAAGAACAAAACCUUUAAACUCAUUUUUACGCUCUUGCUAGUGUUCUUUAUAGGAUGGGCUCCUUACAACAUCACGCUCUUCCUAAAAUCUUUACACUUCUGGCCGCAAACGCCCGUUGACUCCACGACGCUGGCGGAAAGGUGUCCAGGGCGCAAUGUGCUGGAUUAUGCCUUUCAAGUCAACAGGCUUUUGGCCUUUUCACACUGCUGCCUCAACCCCAUCUUCUAUGUUUUUGUGGGCUCCAAAUUCAAACGCCACCUGAGGAGGAUGAUGGGGAGCCGGCGCUACGGCGAUGCAUGCAGUCGACGAAGUCGGCCCACCAUCACGUCGCUGUCGAGCGGGGACGAGCUUUUUGUGUAGCUCCACUUUCCGUCAUUAAUACCUAAAAGCAGGGGUACUUCAAUAGAUAUUAAAACUAAUCAUUAUUUCCUUUGUCGCCUAUGAUGUUUUCUUUAAAUAGUUAAUAGUCAUGCUAGCAUGUCGUCCAAAGCAUUGUGAUCACAACCCAUAGGGGGCGCCAUUUGCCCAUUUUAUUUAUUAAUCUAUGGGGUCCAAAUACGAAUGUCCACCAUAAAUUCGGCCUAGCAACAAGUGAUGCAAUGCGUGACAUGACCAGGUAAAAACUAUGCUUUGUCUGCAAGUUAGCUGCAAUCAUCUUUAAUUUGGGAGUUUUUAUGAUGAACUGUAUGUAAUCGUGUAUAAUAGUGUGUGACCAUGGCCAGCAAUAAA
Doryrhamphus excisus (bluestripe pipefish) is the source of this 1446-nucleotide messenger RNA. Its product is annotated as chemokine XC receptor 1-like. Gene Ontology annotation, biological process: calcium-mediated signaling; immune response; cell chemotaxis. Gene Ontology annotation, cellular component: membrane; external side of plasma membrane. Gene Ontology annotation, molecular function: C-C chemokine binding; C-C chemokine receptor activity. NCBI's taxonomy places the organism in Eukaryota, Metazoa, Chordata, Actinopteri, Syngnathiformes, Syngnathidae. The record is from RefSeq and is a predicted model, not a curated record.